AGAGGCAUCCAUUUCGAUCAUCCUGCAAAGAAGGGAGUCACAUGGCUUGAGAGACCAAAAUCCAUCAUGCCACGCACAUACAAAAGGAAGACAGACAGGGUUUCAACUCCUCUUGAGGAGUUGGAAAGAGCAGUGAAAGAGGUGCAACAGGGGAAGACCAUACGUCAGGUUGGAAAGGAGAUGAAGAUCUGCAGGAUGACCAUAAAAAGACAUAUGGAUAAGAAAAAAAUAGGAGAAGUAACAAAGCCAGGCUAUGAAAGAACAGCAGUCGCCAAACGAGUCUUCAAUGAGAACAUGGAGAAAGAGCUGGCUGACCAUAUUAAGACACUAGCAGCAAUGUUUCAUGGCAUAGGUGUCAUGAAAUGCCGUGAACUGGCUUUUGAGUUCGCACAAAGAAAUAGCAUUGACAUGCCUGCCAGCUGGACCAGAGACGAAAAAGCAGGACCUGAUUGGUUCAACGCCUUUAAAAUGCAGACACCCAAGCAGGUUGUCACAGAAAAAGGGAAGAAACAAGUGGGUUCAGUAACAUCUGCUGAAAGAGGAGAGCUCGUCACUGUGGCCUGUGCAGUAAACGCCACUGGAAAUGCAGUCCCACCCAUGUUCAUUUUCCCGCGUGUCCGCUUCAAGGACAGCCUCCUCAAUGGAUCACCAGCAGGUUCCAUUGGUCAUUGUACAAAGUCUGGAUGGAUGAAUGAAGACGCCUUCCUCAUCUUCCUGAAGCACUUCAUCCGCCACACCAACUGCUCCACCGAUCACCCAGUCCUGCUCAUUCUGGACAACCAUGAGUCUCACAUCUCACUCAAGUCAGUGACAAUUGCUAAAGAGAAUGGGGUCAUUAUGCUCACCCUGCCACCUCAUACCUCACACCGCUUGCAACCAUUAGACAAAACUGUCUAUGGACCACUCAAAACCUAUUAUAACCGAGCGAUGGAUGGGUGGAUGCGAUCACAUCCUGGGCGAACCGUAUCAAUCUAUGAGGUCUCGGAACUUGUGAAGCAAGCGUUCCUCUCUGCAAUGUCACCAACAAACAUAACCUCAGGGUUCAGAGCAACAGGCAUAUACCCUUUCAACAGGGACAUCUUCCCGGAAGAAGACUAUGCACCAUCAAUGGUGACAGACAGGGCAAAUCCAGAAGAUGAACCCAGUGCCACUGCUGACCUGCCUGGAGAAGAGCCCUCCACCAGUGCAGCUGCUCACCUGCCUGGAGAAGAGCCCUCCACCAGUGCAGCUGCUCACCUGCCUGGACCAUCUCAUGAGCCAACACAUGUCACAGCAGAUCCAGACCCAGGAGAGCCACCUGCCACUCUGACAAAUCCCGAGCACUUAUCAAGUGACAAAUCUGGUUCUUCUGCUCACUUGGGUUAUGUGUCUCCAGAAGUCAUUCUUCCCUUGCCAAAAGCCACAGAAAGAAAAAAAAAAUGUGUAAGAAAGAAAGUGAAAACAAGAAUCGUGACCGACACACCUGAGAAGAUGGAGUUGGAGAAGGCUCACAAAGAAAAAGAAGAUAAAAAGGCUGAACAGGAAAAGAAAAAGAAUGAAAGAGAGAAGAAAAGGGCUCUGAAAGCUGCAAAUCAAACCAAAACCAAGAAGAAAACAGCUGUGUACAGUAGCUCAGAAGAAAGCUCCACCACCAAUGAUGAGGCAGAAGAUGGUCUGGAGAAGACACACAGCAGAGAAAAGGAACGGGCUGAGAAGAAGAAAAGGAGUGGAAAUAAGAAGGGGGCUCUGAAAGGGUCAAAACCAACCAAGCCCAAAAAGAAAGUGCUCUCCAGUAGCUCAGAAGAGAGUGACUUUCCGAUUCCACUUAGCGAUACCACUCAUUAUGAGAGUUCAGAUGUCCAGAGUGAUGAUGAUGAUGGUGACAAGGAUCUGUCUGCUGGUGACUUUGUCAUUGUGAAGUUUGCAGGUAAAAAAUCCAAAUGCUAUAACUAUGUUGGAUUGGUGGAGAAUGUUGAAGGUGACGAGAUCAGUGCAAAGUUUCUGAAGCAAAGUUAUAAGAGGUCUGUUGAUGGAAAGCCCAUCUUCACAUUUAGAGAGAAUGAUGAAGGAGUCAUCCCUAGAGGUGAUGUGCUCAAGAAACUACCCACACCACAAAAACUUGGUGGUACAGCCAGAAGGGAGUAUACAUUCACAUUCCCCUGCAGCAUUGACAAGUGGGAUGUUCAGUAGUAGGCCGAAUCUGUGAAGAGAUUCAGAUGCAGAUGAUUUGCUGCUCAUUUUUAAAGUGGCCUUUGAUGUUGUUAAAACUUUAAAUAAACAUUAAAUAAAUAAUUUUGUAUUGAA
Gymnodraco acuticeps is the source of this 2283-nucleotide messenger RNA. RefSeq lists its product as uncharacterized. The coding region runs from base 67 to 2169 and encodes 700 amino acids. Gene Ontology annotation, cellular component: nucleus. Lineage: Eukaryota; Metazoa; Chordata; Actinopteri; Perciformes; Bathydraconidae. The record is from RefSeq and is a predicted model, not a curated record. Gene Ontology annotation, molecular function: DNA binding. The transcript is spliced from 5 exons.